This is a messenger RNA of Schizosaccharomyces japonicus yFS275, 538 nucleotides long. RefSeq names its product nuclear transport factor Nxt2. Gene Ontology annotation, biological process: nucleocytoplasmic transport; protein import into nucleus; mRNA transport. The transcript has 5 exons. The record is from RefSeq and is a predicted model, not a curated record. Gene Ontology annotation, molecular function: small GTPase binding. NCBI's taxonomy places the organism in Eukaryota, Fungi, Ascomycota, Schizosaccharomycetes, Schizosaccharomycetales, Schizosaccharomycetaceae. Gene Ontology annotation, cellular component: cytoplasm; nuclear envelope; nucleus. The coding region runs from base 41 to 412 and encodes 123 amino acids.
CUUCGACUUAGCAGCUUUGUCCAACUACCAAACACAAAAGAUGUCCGAUUUCAACGCUUUGGCUACUCAGUUCACCACCUUCUACUACCAAACGUUCGACGCUGAUCGUUCUCAGUUGGCUCCUCUCUACAGAAAUGAGUCUAUGUUGACUUUUGAAAACACCCAAGUUCAAGGUGUUGCCAACAUCACAGAGAAACUUUCCUCUCUUCCCUUCCAACGUGUUCAACACCGUGUCUCCACCUUGGACGCCCAACCCACAGGUCAAAAUGGCAAUGUUAUUGUCAUGGUCACUGGUGAGCUUCUGUUGGAUGAGGAGCAAAACCCUCAACGCUACAGCCAAGUUUUCCAUCUUGUCAACGACAACGGAAACUACUUUGUUUUGAACGACAUCUUCCGCCUUAAUUACUGCUAAACUAGUUCUGGCAAGGCACAUGAUAUAACAAUAUAAACAUUCUUUAUCAGCUCAAAUUAGUAGUAUGUGAUGGAGAAUAAAAGCUUCGUUAUGAGAAACUCCUUUUCGAAAACAUGAUUUUGUCAU